This is a messenger RNA of Clavispora lusitaniae ATCC 42720, 501 nucleotides long. RefSeq names its product Ras family GTPase (gene RSR1). Gene Ontology annotation, cellular component: plasma membrane. Gene Ontology annotation, biological process: signal transduction. NCBI's taxonomy places the organism in Eukaryota, Fungi, Ascomycota, Pichiomycetes, Serinales, Metschnikowiaceae. The record is from RefSeq and is a predicted model, not a curated record. Gene Ontology annotation, molecular function: GTPase activity; GDP binding; GTP binding.
AUGAGAGAGUUAUACAUCAAAUCAGGUAAAGGUUUUCUUUUGGUGUAUUCAGUUACUGAUGAGAACUCUUUGAAAGAGAUGUUAGCAUUGCGGGAACAAGUUUUGCGUAUCAAAGACACUGACAAUGUUCCUAUGGUUUUGAUUGGUAACAAAUGUGACUUGGACGAUGAACGUGUUUUGUCUAUUGACGAUGGUAUCAAGGUCUCUCAACUGUGGGGCUUGGUCCCUUUCUACGAGACUUCUGCCAUGUACAAGACGAACGUUGAUGAAGCUUUUAUUGACGUCGUCAGGCAGAUAAUGCGCAAGGAAGCUCAAAUGAGCGCCGAAAAGAAACAACAGAAGGAACUACUAAAGCAGCAGGCUGCAGAGGCUGACGCCGCUCGAGAGGACAAUGAAUAUGCAAAAGGCACCGAGGAUGGCCCUUCUUCUAAGAGAAACAGACAGUCACAAACUAAAACAUCGCUGUCUGGUUCUGGAAGUAAAUGUUGCGUUAUCGUCUAA